Molecule: messenger RNA, 2956 nt
Organism: Liolophura sinensis
Lineage: Eukaryota; Metazoa; Mollusca; Polyplacophora; Chitonida; Chitonidae
Product: QRFP-like peptide receptor
Exons: 5
Coding region: 865-2025 (386 amino acids)
Biological process (GO): G protein-coupled receptor signaling pathway
Cellular component (GO): plasma membrane
Molecular function (GO): neuropeptide Y receptor activity
Source: RefSeq, a predicted model, not a curated record
CUGCUCUGUCUACAUAAAACCGCGUAGAGACGUAAUGGUGGUUUAUCAACAUGAUACAAGGCAACAGAUAGCACGACUGAAACAAGAUAAGCCGUUACCUGUGCAGGUGUUGUAUUCCCCACUAAUCUAUGUCCACAGGUAGGCCUACGUCUGGAUAUGAACACGUGUAGAAACCAAACACGUGCUUCGUGCAGUUUAAUCUUAGUUAUUUGGUGCUAUAGCUCCCUCUCCAGUUUUAGUGACAUUUGGUCUUCUUUGUUUUCAUUUUACAAGACUACUUGGUAUGUCAUUAUUGGAAUUUGAGGAACUUUGAUUCAUUACUGAAGGACGGCACGUGGCAAUGGACCAACAGUAUUUCUUAGACGUUUUAACCUCAUGAACGUGGUUUAAGCCCGUGACACUUAACCCAGUUCAAGGUAACUUUUGUACCAGGUAUUUCUCGACGCUUGACUUGGAUGGGUUUCGGUGAACUGUAUUUUUCUUGUGUAGCGGUAUUGCUCUAUACAUGUAAUAAAACCCGCCAGGGAGGAGACAUAAAGUCAGCCACGCUAUUUGACAUGCCGUCAAGGACCGGUAUGGUUGUAACUCAUCGUUGACACAAUUCCUGCUAUUAGACCGUUAUGUCGUCUGAGACUCUGCUGUUCGAAGAAUUUUAUACCCGUUUCGAAGGGUUUUUUUGUACCAUUUGUUUGCAUUGCCAAAGUUCCUGACUGUAUAACCCUUUGCUCUGGACAUCUGGACGCCGUUUCAUGGCAAAACACUUAAUAGGCCUAAUAUAUACACUGUUACAAUGAAAUACUACUGGACGAUUGAAAUAAGUUCUAUCUUUAUGGAUGGCACAGUGACAUUCUAAGGGAUUUCACCAUGGAAGGGACGUCCAAUUUUGGUCCGCCAAAUAUAACUUCCAAUGGAUCAAGUAAAUGUGUUCCGGGAAGUUUUGUGGAAGUCAUACCCAUUGACCCCCGAAUCGUGGAGAACCAGACUACCUCGUCCGCAGGUACUGUGUAUCCAGACUGGGAACGUGCAAUGAAAAUCACAUUUUAUACAUUCUCCUUCAUCAUGGCCGUAUGCGGGAACAGCAUGGUGAUACUGACCAUACUUCUGAACAAGAAAAUGAAGACAACUACGAAUUGUCUCAUCCUGAAUUUGGCUGUCUCGGAUCUCCUUAUUGGACUACUGUGUAUGUGGGUUCAUCUUGGAAGCCAGAUAGAACCUGAAUGGCCGUUUGGAUCGGUUGUUUGCAAAAUGAAACAUUUCGUUCAGGUGAUCGUGGUUACCUCAAGCACCCUAACGUUGAUGGUCAUCUCAGCUGACCGACUGGUAGCCAUUGUCUUCCCAUUACGCAGCCGACUUUCCCCACUGUUAACUGGGAUGGCCAUAGGCCUGACCUGGCUGAUCUCAAUAGGAACGGCCUUGCCCCAACUCAUCGUCAUGGAGCAGAAAGAACUGUUCUGGAAAAAUCGUCAUGAAGUUUGGUGUGAAGAAUCGUGGCCUCGAGUUUACGUCAACGAAGACUGUGACGUCACCGAGCCUGGCAGGAAGGUGUAUUACACUGUCUACGUCGUGGUCAUUUACUUCCUGUCUGUCGUCUUCAUGGUGGCUGCUUAUACUUUAAUAAUGGUUACCAUAGUUACCAGGAAGCUUCCAGGCACAGUCACAGACUCCAUUGUCGCUGCCCAGGAUAAAUCCAAGAGGAAGGUUGUUCGAAUGCUGAUGGCGGUCGUGGUCACGUUUAUAGUGUGCUGGACUCCGCAACAGUUACUCCUCUUGUGGCAAGUAUACAGGGUGCCAGGGGAGUAUCCACAUUAUAUAGACGGGCUGAAGUACGCUGCUCUCUAUAUAGCUUACUCCAACAGUUCCAUCAAUCCACUGUUAUAUGGCGGACUGAAUGAGCACUUUCGCCGGAGCUUCAUGCACAUCUGUCAAUGUACUCGGCUUCGGAAUAGGAAUAGAGUUGCCCCGGAAAGCAUUCCGGGGGUAGUGGAGACACACGCAGAAACCGAUCACGUCCAGACAAACCUGUGAUCUACAAACCGUUUUGGAAGGCCAAUUUGAGACUUUUCGAAAUGUGAACAAGGCGCCUUAAUACAUAAUCCAGAUGACCGAGGACAGAAAUUUAAGGACAUGGGAUCAGCUUACUUAUAUAAAACAAGGACUUUUGAGUCUCAUUUUACACACGUGGCACGUGUUAUAUGAAGCACCGCUAGGGAUCGGGUCGUGGUUACGGUGCCUACCUUUCAAUCGCUACGACGCACGAGGUUAAGGUUUAAAACCAGCCUUGGACAGGUUAAAGAUUCAAAUUCAACCGCUGUGACUGCUGGUCGGACCUGUGGUCGACAAACCUCGUGUGGCCGUUUGUGCAGUUAAAUGUUCGUUGAAGACAACUUGUCUUUCACAUAACAAGUGGAUUAUGCUAUGUUAAGCAUCGUUGAAAUGAUCGGUGGAGUCGCAAAAGUGCGCUAUGUAUUCUAUCUAACAUCCUUGACAUAGGAAACAGGUUUAACGGAAUGCCCUUGCGAUACGACGGGACAUUGAAAGUAAAAUCAGUGUUGCGACGACAGUGUGGUAGUUGGCCAAUGGUCACACGUAACCGAUAAAAUCCGGCAUCUUGUUAGUUUACCUCAGAGUUUUAAUCCAGCUGUUCAUACCAUAUAGGCCAAUGCUUAAAUAAAAGCAACUUAAAUGUAUCCAUCAAACUGUGGGGGCUUAUGUAGAAUGCAAUAACUGUUCCGGGCAAUGACUAUUUUACCCACAAAACGUCAUUGCAAAGGCAAUAAACAGUAGGCUACAAGACCCGAAUUGCUCUGGACGGGAAACGUACAAAAUCAGGUAAAGGAAAAAGGCAGUCAUGUUAUUUGCUAUUUAUGUGACGUCACUGAUCUGGAAUUCCUCAAAAUGCCGAGCUCUCGUCAUAAGCAAUCACGUGAUUAUCUCAACAAUAAACCAGGAGUUAGGA